This is a messenger RNA of Cyphomyrmex costatus, 1838 nucleotides long. RefSeq lists its product as uncharacterized. Lineage: Eukaryota; Metazoa; Arthropoda; Insecta; Hymenoptera; Formicidae. The record is from RefSeq and is a predicted model, not a curated record. The transcript has 6 exons. The coding region runs from base 1 to 1713 and encodes 570 amino acids. Gene Ontology annotation, molecular function: DNA-binding transcription factor activity. Gene Ontology annotation, biological process: regulation of DNA-templated transcription.
AUGCUGCGGUCCAGAGACUCCGGAGUUAAAAAGCGAGCGGUCUUUGGCGCGUUGGAACCAGCAUAUGAGGGAAUAAUAAAUUAUCGACUCCCGGCGGAGAUUAUCGGUCUCUCGAAUACCGCACAUGACGUGGUGUUCCGGCCGGCUGGCGCGGCGCCGCCGCGGUCCGGCCUCGAUUCGCUCCCGCACGCCGCGCUAAUCGGACGAGUAAAAAUAGUUGCACAGUGCGGACUUUCGUUGGCCCUUCUGUCUUUUUUUUCUACCGGCUCGUCUCCAGCCCAAGUGGAAGGUACCCCGAUACCGAUUGUCUCAGGGAGGGUUUCCAAAAUCCCUCCCAUCUACAAACGUCCGACAACCAGCAACAUUUCAGUUGAGGAAGGAGGUGUUCUUAACGUUUCAAAAUCAUGCAACCGUCAGCAGCUUCCGUUAUCUGUUACUCGUGGCGUGAGAUCGCGGUCACUGGAAGAUGUCACCUCGAUAAAGGUGGAGACAAUUCCUCUGCUGAGCCCGACGAUGGAGACCGAACUUUUGAAGGAGCCCUGGGUAUUCCCGCGCACAAAAGCAAAUCUUAUGAAAGGAGAGGAACCCGCGACACUUUCCGCCUGGGAAGAGGACUUUCAGGAUCUGAGCAGUUGGUGCAUGGAUACGUUCCAGGGUCAAUGCGAUUUUCAUAUAGGUGAAUCGACUACAUUUAAACUAUCAGAUACAAAAUACGAGGGUAACAGCGUUUCGAUUGUAAAAGAGAAAGAGAUGUUAAAGGAUGAGAAGUUGGAUUUGAAAAUGGAUACCGUUAAGACGACUAAAGAAUCAAAUGACAAUUGUCAUUUGCUUCUAUCUCCAUCGGAACUCGUUAACGAAUACGGAUUAAGAUAUAAUAAUGAGGAGAACAAUGCAUCCAGUUCGUUGCUAAUACCACCAGAAUCUGUGGCUUCUAAGGCCACCUCGCCGAGCAAACAGCAUGACGCAGAUGUUAGCGCGCCGCUCCAACCCAGGAGUCAUGAUUUGGAUUACGCUUGCUCGUCGACGCUUAACACCGUCGCAAAUCAGCGCGAAACAUGGGAUGAAUUACGCACCAUCGAGACAACCGGUUCGGAUACUUUCGACUUGUUGUCGUACCUUUGGGAGGAUGAAAUACGUUCAAUGGAAAGUAAUUUAUCUACCGAUUCUUCAGCGAUGUUAAAAGUCAGACCGCACGCAACAACGUCGUCGUCGUCAGUACGAUCACUUACAUCAACAAAGGUGAAAACGGAGGAGACCGACGAACCGAUGCCACCUUCGCCACGUCGAAGGAUGGAGACCCGCGCGACAUCCCGGAUGAUCAUGACCUCGUCCACGGCGAAGUCUCCCGUAACGUCAUAUCGAAGAUCGGAGAGAACGAGGGCAGCGACUAUUAAAAGUAAAGAGAAGGAGAGUGUUACUGUCACCAGCACAGAGACAAAGAAUAACAACGGGAGGAAAAGAUAUUACGAGGAAAGCGACGACUCCGAGGAGGAUGUCAUUCUCACCCAAUACAAGGAGUGCCGUGUGAAAAAUAAUGAGGCCUCGCGGAGAUCACGAAUGAACAAGAAAGCUAAAGAAUCGGAAAUGGCCAAGAGAGCGACCGAACUGGAAAAGGAUAACAGGAUACUGAAGAUGAAGGUUGAGGAGCUGGAGAAGCUGGUGACGUCGAUGCGUAACGCGUUAUUACAAUCUGCUUUAAAGAAAGAAUUUUAAGUACGCGUUAUUGAAUAUUUAGACGUUCUCGCGACCUGUCGCGUAUAAUCUAAUUAACCACAUUUGUUACGUUUUUCCGUUAUGUCAUGCAUGCACUAUUAUUAUAUGAUGUCUUUUGACCACGA